Molecule: messenger RNA, 475 nt
Organism: Moneuplotes crassus
Lineage: Eukaryota; Ciliophora; Spirotrichea; Euplotida; Euplotidae
Source: the annotation of a GenBank genome assembly
GCUGAAAAUGUCAAGGUCAAGAUUAGUUGAACCAGGGACCGUACUGUUUAGGAUAAGACCCAAUUCUUGUCCGUUCUUUACAGGUCUUGCUCCAUCUUAUAGUGAGAGAUAUUCAAAAGAUGCUUUGGAGAAAUACAUAACACAAGAUGAGUUUGGGGCAAUAGUCAGGGCAAUAAAUGGUACACUUUUCGAGUAUUGGCCUUGCCCUUUAUGCUUCUACGGUUUCGGAGUCGUUCUCGGAAUCCUCACCCUCGGACUAUGAUGAUUAUGCCCUUACCUUUGAGUAAGAGAUGCUAGAUCAAAACUUAUGGAUCACUUAGUUUCCUUAAACAGAAGUACGCCAUUUUUUACUCAAGUCUUAUAAUCUUUUAGAGCUCAAGGCUAAAGGCAUCAAACUGGUUCUUAAGGAGAGCUGAUUUUGGAGAUCAUCAAUAAAUGUAGUUAAGACUGAUGAACGAGGUUCUGAGUAUAAGGU